AUGCAUCGCUCCGCUGUUCUACUUGCCCUUGGGGUUCUCAGCUCACCAGCCGCCGCCGGUUGGCUCAAGUCAGACCAAGAAGUGUCAUGGGAACCUCCUCGCCAGACAGGCAUCUACGGCCCUGAAGCUGGCGAACAAGCUAAUAUCGCCUUGGGAUGGAGUCCUGUACCAACAGAGGCCCCCCAGCUUGCUGGUGCCAUGGACUUGAAGUUUGCCAUGGGAAAGAGAGACCUAGCACCCAUGACCUGCGGUUUCGGUAAAGCAGGAAAUUCCUUCACAUGUAUUUCCAGUGUCGCCACUUGCAGUUAUUCUAACGGUUGGAUUGGGUGCUGUGAAACUGGCCGGGCUUGCAAGUCAGUGAAGACAUCUUGCGUUCCUUAUACUGAAUCUGCUUCUGUGUGUGCUUUCCUCGAGGACUUUCACACUCUUUGCUGUGAUGCGACUGCUAAGUACUGCCACACCUGGGUCGGUACCACAACUGGAGACCCCUACACGAUCCUCGCCUGUGAUUCUACCUCGGGUAGCUCUGCACUUCUAUUCUCCGAUCCUUUGGCUACCGGUGAUUCGAGCACCACUAAAAGUGAUGCAUCGACUACGAAAGAUGCCUCUGCGACCACAGACGACUCCGCUACCACAGUAACCGAAAGUUCCGCAUCAGCGACAGAAUCUGAAAAGAAAGAUGACGACAAGGGCGCCCCUGUCGGCGCUAUUGCUGGUGGUGUUGUUGGCGGCGUCGCUGCUCUUGCUCUGGUCGGUCUGGCUGCUUUCCUGCUUUUCCGCCGUCGCAAGAAGAAUGCCGCAGCUGCAGCAGCUGGUAGCAGCCCGCAAAACCCUCCUGCGAUGGCCCAGCACCCUCAGAGCCCAGGAGCCGGCUACGUUCCUUCUUCGCCUUCAAAUGCUACAUAUCCUUCAGGCGUGCCUUCAAACUUCCAAGGCUACCAGCAGCCAUACGACCCUUCAUUGGCUUCUCCAUACGGACAACCCCAAGGUUAUCAGCAACCUGGUUACGGCGGCUACUCUCCCCAGCCUCAGGGAUAUGUCCAGCCAUUCGGCCAGCAAGGUCAAUAUCCUGCUCAGUAUGGCGCUGGAGGUUAUGGAGCACCUCCAUCCACUUCGCCUCCUCCAGGACACUUCACACCUAGCCCGGGUCCUAACAAGGACGGCCACGAGACUCCUCAGGCUCAAGAGUUGCCCGCUGUUCAACCAAUUGGAAAUGAGGGCAACCGCGCUGAGCUUAGCUAG
Fusarium venenatum is the source of this 1242-nucleotide messenger RNA. RefSeq lists its product as uncharacterized. The record is from RefSeq and is a predicted model, not a curated record. NCBI's taxonomy places the organism in Eukaryota, Fungi, Ascomycota, Sordariomycetes, Hypocreales, Nectriaceae.